Molecule: messenger RNA, 720 nt
Organism: Closterium sp. NIES-65
Lineage: Eukaryota; Viridiplantae; Streptophyta; Zygnematophyceae; Desmidiales; Closteriaceae
Source: the annotation of a GenBank genome assembly
AUGCCCGGGCAGAAGGACCAGCACCCCCGCCCUGCUGACGCGCAGCGUACCACUCACGAGGCUGCUGAGGGGGCGGGGUCUUACGAGUGCGCUGCUGCUACUGGCGCUGACCACCACCGAAGCCGCCCCGCUGUGCAGAGCCACCCCGACCAGCUCCACCUCCACCGCCGCCACCUCCGCCACCGCCACCUCCUCCGCUCCCACCGCCACUGCCUAAGCCGCCUCCGCCUCCACCGCCGCCGCCGAAGCCUCCACCCCCGCCUCCACUCCCACCGCCACCCCCACUCCCUCCGCCGCCUCCACCGCCACCUCCACCACCCCCGCCAGCCCCUCCAGCGCCCUUGCCCCCCUUGCCCUUGCCGGACGCUAGGGGUAGCCAUGACAGCAGUAGCAGCAGUAGUAGCAGCAGUGACAGCAGUAGUAGCAGUGGCAGCAGGAGCAGUAGUGCGGCGAUGUUCUUACCAGAGGAGAGGGCCGCAAGCGGUGGGGCAGGGCCGAGGCGCGCCGGCAGGGACGGGCCGAGGUGCGCAGGCACGGCCGAGGCGCGCCGGUAGGGGCGGGCCGAGGCGCGCCGGCAGGGACGGGCCGAGGCGCGCCGGCAGGGCCGAGGUGCACCGGCGGCUGCAGUCAGCGGCGGCGACGGCUCCGGCCCCGGCUGAGGUGGCGGCGGCUGCUGCUGGUGACGGCGGCGGCUGCUGCGGCGGCUGCGGCCCCGGCUGA